This is a messenger RNA of Suillus clintonianus, 3061 nucleotides long. RefSeq lists its product as uncharacterized. The record is from RefSeq and is a predicted model, not a curated record. Lineage: Eukaryota; Fungi; Basidiomycota; Agaricomycetes; Boletales; Suillaceae. The transcript has 5 exons. Bases 100 to 2994 code for a protein of 964 amino acids.
AAAAAUGUAUCAUUGUUGUUUGUUGAUCCAACACUCAACACAUCAAUACACCCUUUCCAUCCCGCCUUCAUUCUGGUAAAGAGUCCACACACGCAUGCAAUGUCCCAUUCCAACCGCCACAAUCUAAAACCAAGACGCAGCGAACCAGGCAUUCUUUCGAACGUGCUCAGCUUCGUCUCCCGAGAGAUUGGCGAGUUCGUCAUCAAUGCUACCGGUAAAGCUGAGUCUGGUCCAUCUAAACUGAAACGCGGUCAUGAUACAAAACUGGAAGAGCGAGGUAGGCAACGAAAAGGCUACGAUGGGGGUAUGAUUGAGCAGUGGAGGGAGGCUAGCGGUAGCGUCGACGGCGGUGGCGAGAAGCAACCAAGGAAGACGAAAGAUCGGAGAAAAUUGAGCACAGACGGUCGUGGCCGUACCAGGAGAGGAAAAGAGAGGAAUGACGGAAAGAGACGCGCUGCCUCAGGCUCUCCGCCUCCCUCACGGUCUGCUGAACGGUCUUACUCGCAAUCCCAGUCUCAGUCCCGUGAGCCCUCACGCUCGAAGAAACCGAAGGCGAGAACCUCAGAUGGGAAGCAACCCAACUCGAGGGCAAAGUCUGCAGAUAGUCAUGGGCGGAAGAAUCAAUUCUACGUUGAUCGACCUGAGGACGCAGAUGGCGAGGAAAUACAACACCCUCCCAAGGAUCAAUCCUCAUCUGAAGCAAACCCUCCCCCUCCCCUCCACCUCUCACAUCCAAUUUCGGCAGAAGCAGCAUACCCCCAACUCCGGAAAAAACCUUCCAUCACAAUGCCCGGCUCACUUUUCCCUCGAUCAGACUCACUCGAACCUGGCCCCGACGACGCAGAAAUGGAGAGCAGGAGAGUACGAUUUUUGUCUGCCGCCGAAGAUACUCGUACCCACGAACGAAAUCCUAAUCCCAUACCCCGCACUCCUCAAUCAACUCUCGACGCACAGGAUUUAGAACCUGGCCCCUCCAGUUCUCAAAAUGCAACCCCCGCAGACAAAACCGGCCCUUCCCCCUGGCGCACUCGCCCCAUCGCAUCUGUCCACGAUGCUGUUCAGCGGUUCACAGCGAGUGGAGGGGAAGAGAGGGAUUUUUCGUUGCUAGUAAUCGCUAGCCCGGCGGGUCCUGUAGAUUUGAAAAGCCCAGGUACCGUAUUGGAAAUGCCGCAUUCGUCACUGGGCGGUGUUUCGCGGAAGGGGAAAGAACGCGCUGUUGAUAAUGGGGAUGAUGAUUUGGAGUUCAUACUUGACCGCCACCGCGUGCAGGAUAAGGAAAAACAGUUGGAUGCUGUGAGACGCGAGACAGGGGCGAAGACUAAAACGACGGGUGAUGGAGAUCGGGAGAGGGACAAGGAGCGCAUUAGGAUGUUGGAGGAGGAAGUAAGGAUGUUGAAGGAAGAGCUCUCCCAUCGCCACCGUUCAUCCCCUCCCUCUCAAACCCAAAUCCCGAUACCACCCCCACCCCCACCACUCCCUCCUCCUCCCGGCGUCCGCAUCCCCCUCCCUCCUCAUCUAGGCGAAAGCAGGGCUCUCUUCGCAAGUGCGCGCGCUGCCUUACGCUCAACCGAGGGCAGUACGACUAAAGGCACAAAUGAAUUGACAAGGUCAGCAAGCGGUAAAGUGAGACAACCGACUGUCAACGUCCCCAGCGACAAAAUGGCUGCGUUCUUGAACGAGAUGAGGACGGUACGGUUGAGGAAAGUGGGGCCUAUACCUGAGGGGAUGAAUCGGAGUGUUAGUGAUCGACCGGCGGGUGAUCGACCUGGGCCAAGUGGGUUAAGUAGGAGUGUGAGUUCGGGUACUGGUGGAGUGGAAGGGCGCAGAGAGGAGAUGGCGAGGCGCAAGUCGAUGGGUGUGAAUGUGCCUGUUGGUUCAGCUGCUUCCAACCCAGGUCCCUCGAGACUAGCGUCAACUUCUAGCGGGAAUAAACCUGCGUCCACGUUAAAAUUACCUUCCGCCUCGAGCAUUCCCAAACCAAAAUAUACUUCAACCGCGCCGAAAUCCUCUUACCCACCCCCCUCGUCGAACGUAAUCGACCCACGCAUAAAUAACAAGCGCAAAGCAGAUGCCCUAGGCGAGUCAGAAGGAGGGUCCGCGUCCAAACGGCGAUCAGGCACUCGUGAUCAAGCCCGAUCAGACACGAGCGCCUCUUCAUCUUCAUCCUCUAGAACACACGAGUUUUCCUCCGGCUCCACACAUUCAAACCUCUCCCUCACAGUACCAUCGCUCCCGAACCACUCCUCGCUAUCGAACGAAACGGACAUCACCACGCCCUCUUUAUGCUCUGAUAAUGAGUUAGGAGGGGACGAUGGUAGGAUGCCGUCGACGCCGCCUGGACCGAGGUCAGCUGCAGCUGCAGCCCAGAACGCGCAUGACGAGGGUAUAGAUAUUAUCGACGUGGAUAUGGAAGAUAUUGAUGUCGAGCCUGCACAUAAACACGUCACGCCCUCACGCCCGCAAGGAGAUAUAUUCAGGAAACGCCCACCGAUGUCUCCGCUGCCUGUACCGACGCCGACGAGGGUGCCUGCGCCUGCGCGUGCCAAGAAGAGGAAGUCCGUGCCGACGCCUGAGAGGACGAAGAGGGGUGCUACGCCGAAGCCGAAGAGUAUCAUGCUGCUUGACGAGGAUGAUGAGGAUGACGAGGACGGGGAAGAAGAGCCGGAUGAGCUGGCGCUACCUCCGAAGUUGACGUGGCGACGCGAGGCUCAGCCUAGAGCUACGGAGAAAUCGACCGCAGCGAAUAGCAAGGGCAAACGGCGACUGACAUUGGACGAAGAGCUUGCACGGGCGCGGUCGUCUGAUCGGCUUGUGGAGCUGGGACUUGAGAGUGGGGAGUUGGUUGGGACGGGCACUGGGAGUAAACAACGUGGAUUCCUAGCUGGGGGUGGUGCGGGUGGUGCGCCUGUGUUUAUGGGCGUUGGAUAUGUUCGGGAUGUUGAAGAGGACGGACUGAGGCAGCCGAUGUCGAGGAUACCGCGACGGAGGGGCUAGCAUGUUUUAUUUAUUUUUAUCAUUAUCAUAUUCCAUUUAUUGUGCCAACACCUUUGAUAUCUGGUUU